Priapulus caudatus is the source of this 1182-nucleotide messenger RNA. RefSeq lists its product as uncharacterized. The transcript is spliced from 5 exons. Bases 77 to 502 code for a protein of 141 amino acids. NCBI's taxonomy places the organism in Eukaryota, Metazoa, Priapulida, Priapulimorpha, Priapulimorphida, Priapulidae. The record is from RefSeq and is a predicted model, not a curated record.
GUCCUUUCCUUUUUUCAGUUUUCGUGCGGCCUUACCUUUCGUGUUUUUCUAGCGCUGCUAAUGUUAACCCGUGAGAAUGAUUCUAAGGUUGUUUUAUGCUACUGUUGGCGUAGGCCGGUUCAGUAACUCUCUGAAGUGUGCAGGCAAUCGGUUUAAGUGGGGCCCGCUCUCAGAAACAAAAUUAGUCUUAACCUUUUCUCGACCGGACCUCUACACACCGCGUAUGGGAAACUCAUCAACUUACUACGAUACGAAUACCAUGAUGGCCCAGUGGCCAACGAAUUCCUUCAUGAGCUCUGUUGCUGAUCGUUACGCUGCCGAUCAUAAAGUGAUGGCAAUGCUGAGAAUGGGGGCGGAUAGAGAAGAUGACGCACCACGCCCCCUCGCGGGCUACUACGACAGCAUUAUUUCGAAUAAUAUCGCGAAGGUGCAAGUAUAUUACCGUACAACUGCAGUGCAGCACUUGGAACAACAUCCGUUCGUCACGUGGCACGGUUUAUAGGUAACCUUGGUGGAGCGCUUGGACUGUGCUGGGACUAUCCAUUCUCACAGCUUUCGAAUUCAUUGAAUUAAUAUUUGACUUCGCCGUGCAUUGUUUGAAGUCCGUAACACGCAAGUCAUCACGAACGUGUGUGGAAACGAAGUCGCGUGCCCCGACCGUGUCACCAAGCACGGUGCGUCCUUACUCUGAAAGAUCAACGGAUUCCGUGCAAAGUUAAGAAAAAAAUGCCGGUCAGAUGUAUGCGUUGUUCAGUCGAUGUACCAUCGGAAUGCUUGCGUACGAACUCUACCAAUAGUGUCGCAGUAGCAUAUUUGAAAUUUAAAAAAUGUAAAAGUAAUAACAUUGAAAGGGAAAUAAACGAAUAAAUAAUAAUAAUAAUAAUAAUAAUAAUAAUAAUAAGAUAAUAAAAUAAUAGUUGAAGGAAGAUUGUAGCCUUCCGGUUACGUUGUCCAAAUGUUGUCUGUUUAAAAAACUAUAUAGCCUUCCGGUUACGUUGCCCAAAUGUUGUCUGUUUAAAAACUAUAUAGCGUUCCGGUUACGUUGUUCAAAUGUUGUCUGUUUAAAAAACUAUAUAGAUUUUCGAUUACGUUGUUUGAGUGUUGUCGAUUUAAAAAAUGAUUCAGCGAGAUAUACGCACACGUGGUCUUAUUUACAUUCGUUAUUUAUUCUCUAUUGUGGUU